Pelmatolapia mariae (spotted tilapia) is the source of this 1284-nucleotide messenger RNA. RefSeq names its product keratin, type 1, gene c5 (gene krt1-c5). Gene Ontology annotation, molecular function: structural molecule activity. The transcript is spliced from 8 exons. Bases 1 to 1284 code for a protein of 427 amino acids. Gene Ontology annotation, cellular component: cytoskeleton. The record is from RefSeq and is a predicted model, not a curated record. Lineage: Eukaryota; Metazoa; Chordata; Actinopteri; Cichliformes; Cichlidae.
AUGGCCUCUGCUCUCUCUGUGCGCUCAGUGCGGCAGCCCUCCUUCUCCAGCAUCUCUGUGAGGGGCAGUGGACGCAGCAUCCGCUCCAAACCCUCUGUCUCCAAUCUUUCCUCCAUCGGCACUCUGUCGCGCUCCCUCUCUCUGGGCAAUGGCCUUAAUGUGCUGGGCUCCAGCCUCUCUAUCAACGGCCUCAGCGUCAGCGUCAGCGAGAAGGAGACCAUGCAGGGCCUGAACGACAGGCUGGCCAACUACCUGGACAAGGUGCGGUCGCUGGAGAAAUCCAAUGCUGAGCUGGAGGUGAAGAUCAAGCAGCUUAUGCUGGAGAGAGCUCCAAAAGGGCACGACAUUGAGGGGAUGAUGGCACAGGCCCAUGCCAUUGGACAGGAGGUUAGAAGGAAGACACUGGAGAAUGCCCGUAUAAUGCUGGAGAUUGAUAAUGCCAAGCUGGCAGCUGAUGACUUCAGGGUCAAAUGGGAGGCAGAGGCCACCUUGUGCCAGUCAGUAGAGAGGGACUGUCAGGCUCUGAGGAGAGCAAAGUCAGACCACGACCAGAUCAUCGCCACUCUCCGAGGAGACCUGGACAGCCUGAAGGAGGAGCUCUACUUCCUCAAGAAGAAUCACCAGGAGGAAAUGAACUCCCUGAAGGCCCGUCUGGACAAUGAGCAGGUGAACGUGGAGGUGGAUGCGGCUCAAAGUCCUGAUCUUGGGGCCAUCUUGGCUGAACUCAGGGUCCAAUAUGAGGGUAUUGUUCGCAAGAACAAGGAGGAGGCAGAGUCUUGGUACCUGAAGAAGCUAGAGGCAGUACAGUCGGAGGUCAAAGAAAGCAACGAAGCUUUGCGUUGUGCCCAAAGUGAGCUCAGUGAGAGGCGGCGUUUCCUUCAGGCUCUAGAAGUUGAGCUUGAGAGCGUUCGUAAACAGGUUAGCGUGUUAGAGGGAAAUCUCGGAGAAUCGGGACACAAGUACUCUGUGGAGAUGGACCGUCUUCAGGCCAUUCUGACACAGCUGGAGGAUGAGGUGUCUCAGCUACGUUUGGACAUGCAGCGCAACAAGACUGACUACGAACAGCUACUACGCAUCAAGCAGAACCUGGAGAUGGAGAUCGCCACCUACAGGAGGCUGCUGGAAGGAGAGGACGUGGUGAAAGAAACUCCCCCUCCACCUCUUAAAAAAGACCCCGAUGUGAGGACUAGGAAGAUUGUGAAAGUCGUGACUCAAACAAUGAUCAAUGGCAAAGUAGUCGAUGAGUCCAGCGAGGUGGAGGAGAUCGAGGAACGCAAAAAAUGA